Molecule: messenger RNA, 1689 nt
Organism: Linnemannia hyalina
Lineage: Eukaryota; Fungi; Mortierellomycota; Mortierellomycetes; Mortierellales; Mortierellaceae
Source: the annotation of a GenBank genome assembly
AUGGCACUCGUGAUGGCAGGCAUUGGUCUGAGAAGACUGUUGGAGCGACAGAUGGCUAAGCGCAAGCGAACACCCAUCGAGUACGCCGUCCUGGCAACGAUCGUAUGCUUUGUAGCGGCGAUUAUCAAGUACCCCAACCGGGCCGUCUUCACGAAUGCUCGACCAGACCUGAAGGCAUUGAAACGAGACGCUCCAGGCUUACCUUUGAUUGGAAACCUCGCCGAUAUGCUGUCGCACCGGGAGGACCCUCUUGAUUAUCUUCACAAGACCUUCCAAGAACACGGCGAUGUCAUCUCUAUCACAAUGCCUAUGAUAGGCCGAGCAAUUAUCCUCAAUCGGCCCGAGUUCAUGGAGCACAUCUUCAAAACCAACUUUGACAACUACGUCAAAGGUGACAUAUUCCGUUGGAACUUGACAGAUAUCCUCGGACGGGGGAUCUUUGUUGCCGACCAUGAGGAGUGGAGAUUCCAUCGGAAGACAGCCUCCAACAUCUUCACUACCAAGCUCUACCGGAGCUUGGUCGAGGGUGCCUUCAAGUCUAGUGCCGAGGAUUUCAGCACCGUACUCGAUAGUGCUAUUGCUGCCCACAAGCCUGUGGACCUCCAGGACAAGUUCCUCAAGUUGACACUGGAUGCGUUCGGAAAGCUGACCUUUGGGCUCGACUUCAAGGCACUAUUGAGCGAGGAUGGUCCGAACGAGUUUGGCGACGCGUUUGAUUUCUUGACUAGUGCUGCCGACGCUCGGUUAUCGAACCCGUUUUGGUUCAUUACUGAUCGGAUCAUCCCCGGGCGGUGGAAGAAGCAUUGGGAUUGUAUCGGUAUCUUGAACGAGUACGCGGCCAAGGCCGUGCGUAUCCGUCGAGCUGAGACGCCCGAACAAGCCGAGACGAGGAAACGAGACCUCUUGGACCACUUUAUCAACUACAAGAGCGAGGAUGGUACUAUGCUUACCGACCGUGAGCUGCGAGAUGUCUUUGUGAACUUUAUGAUGGCUGGCCGCGACACGACGGCACAGGCAUUGAUCUGGCAGUUCUACUGCCUCAUGGUCAACCCUCGAAUCAUGAAUAAUAUCGUUCACGAGAUCGACACUGUCCUUGAGGGUUCGACCGAAAAGAUCACGUACGAAGUCUUGAUGAAUGAACUGCCCUAUGUCAAGGCAGUCCUUCAUGAGACUUUGCGUCUGCACCCACCAGUCUCCAAGAACGUCAAACAGGCCGUCGAUGACGAUAUCCUCCCUGACGGAACACGAGUCUACAAAGGCGAGUUUAUCGCGUACUCGAAUUGGUGCAUGGGUCGAAACAAGGCUGUCUGGGGGAUCGAUGCCGAGCAAUUUGUCCCUGAGCGAUGGUUGGUCUCUUCAGACGCUAGUGGCUCUGCUAUGACGGUGAACCCUGCGACCGGUCGAGGACUCAGUCCCUAUGGAAAGUUCAAACCCGAGAGUCAGUUCAAGUUUAUUGCCUUCAACGCGGGUCCUCGUCUGUGUCUAGGCAUGACGUUCGCGCAGUUGGAGGCGAUGUCGACGACUUGUAUCCUGUUGCAGAGGUACCAGUUCCAGUUGACACCGGGGCAUCCUGAGCCGACAGUCAAGGGGUCGAUUACCUUGCCGAUGAAGGAAGCGUUGAUGACGGUUGUUACUAAGCGGACGGAUGGUCCUGUCCGUGUUCCUCUUGCUUCUCAGCGCAAAGAAUGA